GCAGCCCUGCCUGUCAUGAGUCAUGAACGUCAUUGCCAUUGUGAUCUGAUUUCCCUACCGCGUGGUUGUCGCCAUUUUAAGAACCGCUCUUGUUAGGAUAAUUUCUGCUUGAGUUUUCUCGAGAAAAUAAAUAUAUUCAAGUGUAAGUGAGAAUGGUUUCUUCUAGGCAUCGUUCUCGGGACCGCGAUAGAGAUAGGGAUCGUGAUCGCGAUCGAGAUCGGGACAGAAGGCAUCGGUCUAGGGACAGGGAUCGGGAUAGAGAUCGGGAAAGGGACAGGGGAGACCGUGACAGAGGAGAACGAGAUAGAGGUGACCGCGAUAGAGGUGACCGGGACAGAGGAGAUCGGGAUCGGCAUAGGGAUCGAGAUAGAGAUAGAGGCAGGUCCAGAGACCGCUAUCGCGAUCGCAGUCGCAGCCGUACUCCUUCAAGGAAACGGGAGCCAACUCCUCCAGAAAUCGAUGGAGAAAAGCUUAUUCAAGAUACUUUGGCGACAUUAGCUGCUUCAAGAAACUAUGCCAACUUUCUGCAAGCCCAAGGAGAGAACUCUAAUCAUUCAACCGGUAGUCAGGAAUCCGAGAGUGCCGCGGAGAGAAGAAGAAAGAGACCGUCAAGAUGGGGUGGUAGUGAACAUGAAAAGAUUUUCAUUCCGGGAAUGCCUACAAUUUUGCCUCCUAAUUUGAACAAAGACCAAGAAUAUGCAUAUCUGUUGCAACUACAAAUUGAGGAAGUGAGCAGAAAACUACGUUCCGGCGACUUGGGAAUCUCUGCUAACCCGGAAGAAAGAUCACCGUCGCCCGAGCCUAUCUACAGCAGUGAUGGUAAAAGGUUGAACACGAGAGAGUUUAGGACGAGAAAACGCUUGGAGGAAGAUCGACAUAAUCUCGUUUUGAAGAUGCAAUCCAUAAAUCCAGAGUUCAAACCACCUGCUGAUUACAAGCCUCCAGUGAUCCGAGUGAGCGACAAAGUCAUGAUUCCACAAGAAGAGCAUCCGGAGAUAAAUUUCGUCGGACUUCUCAUUGGACCCAGGGGCAAUACGUUAAAGACUAUGGAAAAGGAGACGGGAGCUAAAAUUAUAAUUCGCGGUAAAGGCAGUGUUAAGGAAGGGAAAGUUGGUAGGAAAGAUGGUCAGCCUUUGCCAGGAGAAGACGAGCCCCUCCACGCUUAUAUCACGGCCACUAAUCCAGAAUGCGUCAAAAAGGCGGUCGAAAGGAUCAAAGAAGUUAUCAGACAAGGUGUGGAAGUACCCGAGAAUCAGAAUGAUUUAAGACGAAUGCAGUUAAGAGAGUUGGCACAACUGAACGGUACUCUGCGGGAAAAUGAUGGCAUGCGAUGCAGUAAUUGUGGGGCAACUGAUCAUAAGUCAUGGUUGUGUCCCGAUAAACCAAAUGUGACCAACAAUAUCGUGUGUUCGAGUUGUGGAGCAGCAGGCCAUAUAGCAAAAGAUUGUAGACAAAAGAGACCAGGACAAGGAGGCCCUCCGAUGGCAGGCGAUAGAGCUAAAAUUGAUGAAGAAUACAUGUCUUUGAUGGCUGAACUCGGUGAAGCACCGCCUCCUGCUCCACCCUAUGGUGAUAAUAUGCAGAAGCGUAGUUCUGCAUCUUUCAAUCUAUUUUCUCCACAAUCGGCCCCAAGACCUUUAAUGCCUCCUCCUGGUGUUCCUCCAAUGGCCCCACCAUGGGUUACUCCAUGGGGACCGACACCAUCGAUGAGUUCUGCAAUUCCACCGCCACCUCCUCCUCCAGGAGCUGUUAGCACUACCCCUCCACCACUUAUGUCUCAUUGGUCGGGACAACCUCCUCCACCUGGGGCUUCAAUGUCAUCUUGGCCUCCUGCAGCACCCCCACCGUUUUGGCCCACUGGAGCUAAUGCGAUACCGCCUCCACCACCAGGUAUAGAUGUUAGCAGUCUUUUAUCUGCUCCUCCGCCACCACCCCCUUCGAGCUAGAAAAUAGCAGUUUAAAGCAAUUAGCAAUUUAAAGCUUGCAUACCAGAAAUCAGCAUAUAGGUUUUGCUAAAAUGAGUGUUUGUUUGUAAGUCCUGAUGGUAAAUAUACAUACAUACCGUGCCAACUUGUCGACAUGAUUCAGUCACCUCGAUGAGUAAAAGGAACUUAAGAAAAAUCUAUUUGGAACCUUUACCUGAAAGUAUCAACGUUUGGAAUUGCUAUAAUUUUUUUAUGAAAACAGUUAAUGUAAACUUUAUUAAAGCAACUUAGAAAGAUUUAAAAUGAGCAUAUCGUUGCACCAUGGAACUCUAUAUACUGAGAAUGGGGUAUUGUCUUAUGACGCAAGGUUAAUAUACGUAAUCUUCAGAACAAAUAACGUAAAACUUAAUUUGCUCUAAUCGUUUUUAUAAAACAGAAGGUUACAUUGUUAUAAUUUCAAGUAACAGUAACUUUGAACCGAUUGGCUGAACUUGCAAGUUUUCAUUUACAGCGGAGACUUAUGCCGAUAUCGAAAACGAUAUGCUUUAGGGAAAAACGGAUAUGUAUUCAGGCAGAUAUUUGUUAAUAAACAUGUCAGCGAGGCAACGUCUUAGAUCUUA
Molecule: messenger RNA, 2545 nt
Organism: Dendroctonus ponderosae (mountain pine beetle)
Lineage: Eukaryota; Metazoa; Arthropoda; Insecta; Coleoptera; Curculionidae
Gene: SF1
Product: splicing factor 1
Exons: 13
Coding region: 153-1946 (597 amino acids)
Biological process (GO): regulation of mRNA splicing, via spliceosome
Cellular component (GO): nucleus
Molecular function (GO): mRNA binding; zinc ion binding
Source: RefSeq, a predicted model, not a curated record